Messenger RNA from Castor canadensis (American beaver), 522 nucleotides. RefSeq names its product protein tyrosine phosphatase type IVA 1-like. Lineage: Eukaryota; Metazoa; Chordata; Mammalia; Rodentia; Castoridae. The record is from RefSeq and is a predicted model, not a curated record. Gene Ontology annotation, biological process: protein dephosphorylation.
AUGGCUCCCAUGAACCGACCCGCCCCUGUGGAGGUCUCCUACAGGAACAUGAGGUUUCUCAUCACGCACAACCCAACCAGUGCAACCCUAACCCGAUUUAUUGAGGAGCUUAAGAACUACGGCGUCACCACGAUCGUAAGGCUGUGCGAAGCCACUUAUGACCCCGCCCUGGUGGAGAAGGAAGGCAUCCAGGUUCUCGAUUGGCCCUUUGAUGAUGGCUCAUCACCAUCCAACCAGAUUGUGGAGGACUGGCUAACACUUGUAAACACUAAAUUUCGUGAAGAACCUGGUUGUUGUAUUGCUGUUCACUGUGUCGCAGGUCUUGGGAGAACGCCAGUGCUUGUUGCUCUAGCAUUAAUUGAAAGCGGAAUGAAAAAUGAAGAUGCAGUGCAGUUUAUAAGACAAAAGCGGCGAGGAGCUUUCAACAGCAAGCAACUUCUGUAUUUGGAGCAAUAUCGUUCCAAAAUGCGGCUGCACUUCAAAGACUCCAGUGGUCACAGAAACAACUGUUGUGUUCAAUAA